Monopterus albus (swamp eel) is the source of this 1059-nucleotide messenger RNA. RefSeq names its product tissue factor pathway inhibitor 2-like. The transcript is spliced from 3 exons. Bases 6 to 581 code for a protein of 191 amino acids. The record is from RefSeq and is a predicted model, not a curated record. Gene Ontology annotation, molecular function: serine-type endopeptidase inhibitor activity. Lineage: Eukaryota; Metazoa; Chordata; Actinopteri; Synbranchiformes; Synbranchidae.
UAGAAAUGAGUCAACACAUCUCCGCCCCUACAUUUCCUCUGGGAAACGCCUCACUCAGCUAUAAAAUCGGGUCUGGCUGGGAUGGUCAGCAGAGCAGAAAAGAUCGUUGGAGUGGAAGCAAAAGUUGCACAAUGGAGUUUUGCACGUUAAAGCUAUUUACGGUUUUAUUCUCGUUUUACAGCGUUUUGGCGUUGCCACAAUGGUUGCCACCUACAGGUAACAGAGCUGCGUGUCUCCUUCAAGUGGACGAUGGACCUUGCAGAGCAGCAAUUGAGCGCUAUUACUACAACACUUUCACCCAAAAGUGCGAGAUUUUUUACUAUGGAGGCUGCAAAGGGAAUGCCAACAAUUUCAACAGUUAUCAGGAGUGUCAGAAGAGUUGUUUCAGAUUCCCAAAGAUUCCCCAGAUCUGCCGGUACCCUAGAGAUGUGGGACCAUGUCGUGCUCGCUUUCCCAGCUACUUCUUCAACAUGGCCACAAUGCAGUGUGAGCCAUUUUAUUAUGGUGGCUGCCAAGGGAACCCCAAUCGCUUCAAAGACCCCACCUCUUGUGUGGAGUACUGCAGCCCUCGAAAACGUUAGUAGCCACAUAUUUACUCUGACAUGCUGCCACUGAGUAAUCUUGAAAAAAAAGAGACGUUGUUCUCUUCCUGCAUGGAUUACAGAGUGACAACAGUACUGCUAAAUUAAAACACUGAAAUACCAGAUGUGAUUGAAUUGCAAAAGUUUGAAUUAUAAUGUUAACAAAGAAAGAGAAAACUUGUGUUUCAGGUGCAAUGUAAUGGUAGUACUGAGAAAAAACUUCAUACAAAAAGAAUCCUCCUCCAUGCCUUUGUGAGAAUUCACAGUGAAGAAAGAUAUUUCAGUCAUAGGAAAAUGAUUAAACAAUCUGAGAGGAAAAACAUGAUUUUACUGUUGAAAAAAGCAAUUAAAUCCUUGUCUUUGUUCUCCUCUUCAACGUCUAUGAUUGACAGCCUUGCUGUGUGAGUUGUGGUUUAUUUUACAGCUGUUCCUCUGAAUUACCUAUUAGCUAAUAUAAAAUAAAGAACUUAUUUGCCCU